AUGGCCUGCUGUGCUACUAGCUUCUGUGGCUUUCCCACUUGCUCCACAGGUGGCACCUGUGGCUCCAGCUGCUGCCAGCCCAGCUGCAGCCAGUCCAGCUGUUGCCAGCCCAGCUGCUGUGUGUCCAGUUGCUGCCAACCUUGCUGCUCCCAGAGCAGCUGCUGCCAGCCCAGCUGCUGUGGCACUGGCAGUGGCCAGGAGGGUGGCAGUGGAUCCGUGAGCUGCCGCAUCAGAUGGUGCCGCCCUGACUGCCGGGUGGAGGGCACCUGCCUGCCCCCCUGCUGUGUGGUGAGCUGCACACCCCCGACCUGCUGCCAGCUGCACCACUCCCAGGCCUCCUGCUGCCGUCCAUCCUACUGUGGACAGUCCUGCUGCCGCCCAGCCUGCUGCUGCCACUGCUGCCCACCCAGCUGCUCUGAGCCCAGCUGCUGA
Messenger RNA from Apodemus sylvaticus (European woodmouse), 432 nucleotides. Its product is annotated as keratin-associated protein 9-3-like. The transcript has a single exon. NCBI's taxonomy places the organism in Eukaryota, Metazoa, Chordata, Mammalia, Rodentia, Muridae. Gene Ontology annotation, cellular component: keratin filament. The record is from RefSeq and is a predicted model, not a curated record. Bases 1 to 432 code for a protein of 143 amino acids.